This is a messenger RNA of Penicillium macrosclerotiorum, 1266 nucleotides long. RefSeq lists its product as uncharacterized. Lineage: Eukaryota; Fungi; Ascomycota; Eurotiomycetes; Eurotiales; Aspergillaceae. The coding region runs from base 1 to 1266 and encodes 421 amino acids. Gene Ontology annotation, molecular function: guanyl-nucleotide exchange factor activity. Gene Ontology annotation, cellular component: cytoplasm. The record is from RefSeq and is a predicted model, not a curated record. The transcript has a single exon.
AUGCGCCUGUUCGCCUUAGGGUCCAAUGGCUCGGGUCAGCUAGCUCUCGGCCACACAGAGGACGUCUCCCUGCCCACACAAUGCCUCUUCACAAACCCCCCGGCUCCAGUUGACGAGAUCGUCCACAUCGCUGCCGGCGGCAACCACACCCUUCUCCUCACAAAACAGGGACAUGUUUACGGAGCCGGGGCCAAUUUGGACGGCCGCUGCGGACCCCCGUCUAAAGCCGAUGGCCUGAGCCCGGGAUCAUCAGAUGAGAAUCUCCUGUGCUUCCGGCGCAUUGUCCUGCAUGAUGAGGUCACGGGCGAAGCCGUCGAUACCUUCGCCUGCGUUUCUGCAACAUGGGAAGGUAGUAUUCUCGUCGCACGAAGUAACUCUGUGCAUCCUGAGCUCCCUAGUUCUGGAGUGAAUGGCCCGGUCGACUCGAGCUCCGGUGAUACCGUCUUCGUGCUCGGGUCCUCGCCGAAAGGUGAGCUGGGCCUUGCCCUGAGCCCGGGACAGGGCCCGGUUGUUCGGCCAGGGAGUUCGAUCACGGCGUUCCCGCCGGCGGGGACUUGUGUUGCUGCUCUGGCGAGCGGAAUGGGUCACUCGGUUGCAGUGCUCUCGAAUGGAGAGGUCUAUGGGUGGGGUGGUGCGCGGAAGGGCCAGCUAGGCGAUGGGCUGAAGGGCCAAAAGAUCGUCUGGACGCCGAUAAGGAUCGAAGGUAUCCCGUUUCCGGCGAGAAGUGCGGUUUGUGGACGCGAGUUUACGGUUGUCUGUGGGGAUCCGGGGCGGGGGGAGUUCGUGGUGCUUGGGGACCCGGCGAACCGUUGGGGAGUGCUGGGUGUGCCGGAGGCUUUGCGGCAGGGAGGGUCUAAAGGGGACUAUCAUGGAAGAGAAUUUGUGGAUAUUGGGGCUAGCUGGCAUGGUAUAUAUGUACAUGCAGGUCCAGGGGACACGGGUUCUGCUACGGAGGCUCAAACUGCAGCGCCAGGCACUAUUGUCGCCUGGGGGCGUAAUGACCGUGGCCAACUCCCUCCGUCGGGUUUGCCUAAGCCGCUUAAGAUGGCCGUUGGUAGCGAGCAUGUCCUUGUGUUACUGGAGGACGGCGCCGUGGGGAGCUUUGGAUGGGGUGAGCAUGGCAAUUGCGGACCUGAUACAGAUGCUCAGGGCAACGUGGCCGGCUCGUACAAUGUCAUUCCCUUGCCAGAGGCUGCGCUUUCGGCGGGGGCGAGGGUCACUAGGCUCGGUGCCGGGUGUGCGACAAGCUGGAUUGUCAUGAAGUGA